This is a messenger RNA of Bombyx mandarina (wild silkworm), 1639 nucleotides long. It is a transcript of the gene SerRS, whose product is annotated as Seryl-tRNA synthetase. Gene Ontology annotation, molecular function: ATP binding; serine-tRNA ligase activity. The record is from RefSeq and is a predicted model, not a curated record. Gene Ontology annotation, biological process: seryl-tRNA aminoacylation. Lineage: Eukaryota; Metazoa; Arthropoda; Insecta; Lepidoptera; Bombycidae.
AGAGACGACGUGUUUGAUAAUUUUAAAGAAUAUUUCUACAUAUGUAAUUUAUCUGAGUUAAAUUAAUAACGUCAACAUGGUCCUCGACUUAGACUUAUUUCGUGCCGAUAAAGACGGUAAUCCAGAUAAAAUUCGAGAAAAUCAGAAGAAGAGAUUUAAAGAUGUUGCCCUUGUGGAUGCAGUCGUCGAGCAAGACACCUUGUGGAGGAAAUUGCGCCACGAAGCUGACAAUUUCAAUAAACUGAAGAAUGUAUGUAGCAAAGAAAUUGGUUUGAAAAUGAAGAACAAGGAACCCAGUGGCUCUGAAGACGAACCCGUCCCCUCGGAGAUCGCCAAUAACCUGGUAAACCUCACCGGCGAUAACUUGAAGCCUCUCACAGUAAAUCAAAUAAAAAAAGUAAGAAUAUUAAUAGACAAUGCAAUAUCAAAGAAUGAUGAAGGGUUAUUGGCUGCUGAGAAAGCGCGUUCCGCUGCACUCAGGGAAGUUGGAAAUCAUCUGCAUGAGUCUGUACCAGUUGAUGAUGAUGAAGACCAUAACUUGGUAGAAAGGACAGACGGAGACUGCGGCUUUAGAAAAAAGUACUCUCAUGUGGAUCUGAUCUGCAUGAUUGAUGGAAUGGAUGGAGAGAGGGGAUCAGCUGUAGCAGGUGGUCGUGGUUAUUAUCUAAAAGGUCCUGCAGUAUUCCUAGAACAAGCCCUCGUUCAACUUUCUCUAAGAAUGUUACUUGAGAAAGGAUAUACGCCCUUGUACACGCCAUUCUUCAUGCGAAAAGAGGUUAUGCAAGAAGUAGCACAACUAGCUCAAUUUGACGAAGAACUGUACAAAGUCAUAGGGAAAGGUUCUGAAAACAAGGGCGACACUGUUGUCGAAGAGAAAUACCUUAUCGCUACAUCAGAACAGCCCAUAGCUGCUUUCCACAGGGAUGAAUGGCUUCCAGAAUCAUCUCUUCCCAUCAAAUAUGCGGGACUCUCCACAUGCUUCAGACAAGAGGUUGGAUCUCAUGGACGUGAUACGCGUGGUAUCUUUCGAGUACAUCAAUUUGAAAAGGUGGAACAAUUUGUUCUAACAUCUCCUCAUGAUAACGCAUCUUGGCAAAUGAUGGACGAAAUGAUAAACAAUGCUGAAGAGUUCUGCAAAGCACUAGGACUACCGUACCGUGUCGUGAACAUCGUGUCUGGAGCUCUAAACCAUGCUGCUUCCAAGAAGCUAGACUUGGAGGCCUGGUUCCCAGGAUCCGGUGCGUUCAGGGAACUUGUCUCUUGUAGUAACUGUCUGGAGUACCAAGCCAGAAGAUUGCUUGUAAGGUACGGUCAGACGAAAAAGAUGAACGCUGCCACUGAAUACGUGCACAUGCUGAACGCGACCAUGUGCGCCACCACCAGGGUCAUUUGCGCCAUACUCGAAGUUCACCAGACAGAGGACGGCAUCAAGGUACCGGAAAUCCUGAAACCUUGGCUUCCUAAGCAGUAUCAAGAAUUAAUACCGUUCGUGAAACCCGCACCCAUUGACGUGGAGGCGGCCGCUGCAGCCAAGAAAGGAAAGAAACAAGAAAAAAAAUGAAAACCAAUAAAAAAAAAGUUUCAUUCCAAGCAAAAAGCUUCAUAUUUAUUAAACUUGCUAAGCUUCACAUUUUUUUUA